Messenger RNA from Dromaius novaehollandiae (emu), 2257 nucleotides. RefSeq names its product claudin 4 (gene CLDN4). Gene Ontology annotation, biological process: cell adhesion; bicellular tight junction assembly. The record is from RefSeq and is a predicted model, not a curated record. Gene Ontology annotation, molecular function: structural molecule activity. The transcript has a single exon. Gene Ontology annotation, cellular component: plasma membrane; bicellular tight junction. The coding region runs from base 63 to 692 and encodes 209 amino acids. NCBI's taxonomy places the organism in Eukaryota, Metazoa, Chordata, Aves, Casuariiformes, Dromaiidae.
GGCACUGCGCUGCGGGAGCCAGGCACGCGUGUCGGCGUGGGCCGAGCGGCGGGCAGCGAGCGAUGGCUUCCAUGGGGCUGCAGGUGCUGGGCAUUGCCCUCUCCGUCAUAGGCUGGCUGGGCACCAUCCUGUGCUGCGCGCUGCCCAUGUGGCGGGUGACGGCCUUCAUCGGCAACAACAUCGUGGUGGCCCAGAUCAUCUGGGAAGGGCUGUGGAUGAACUGCGUGGUGCAGAGCACGGGGCAGAUGCAGUGCAGGGUGUACGACUCCAUGCUGGCGCUGCCCCAGGACCUGCAGGCCGCCCGCGCCCUUGUGGUCAUCGCCAUCGUGCUGGCCGUGCUGGGCACCCUGCUCGCCAUCGCCGGAGGGAAGUGCACCAACUGCGUGGAGGACAACACCGCCAAGGCCCGGGUCAUGGUCCUCUCUGGUAUCAUCUUCAUCACUGCUGGCAUCAUGAUCCUCAUCCCCAUCUGCUGGUCAGCCAACACCAUCAUCCGGGACUUCUACAACCCGCUGGUUGCAGAGGCCCAGAAGCGGGACCUGGGGUCCUCCCUGUACGUCGGCUGGGCAGCCUCUGCCCUGCUCCUCCUUGGCGGCGGGAUCCUCUGCUGCACCUGCCCCCGGCGGAGCGAGAAACCCUACUCUGCCAAGUACGCGGCGUCUCGCUCGGUGCCAGCCAGCAACUACGUGUAGGAACUGCUCCGCGCGCCGCAGGGCUGCUCGCCCCGGCCGCCCGGCAGCUUGGCACGUAACCCGGACGCCUCUCUCCCGUGCAGACCCCCGCGACCAGGCUCCCGCUGCCCUGCUCGAGCCGCGGCACCUGGCUGACUGCUCUGCACCCCCCCGCCCCGGGAUGCACCCACUGGGGAGCUCUCGGCAGCUCCCGCGCUGCAGGGCAGCUGGGGGCUGGCGUUGCUCCCCGCGGCCAGGCCGGGGCGGGGGGGUGGGAGCCAGGACCAGCAAGAGCUGUGGGGCCGGGUGGUCCCCAGCGCUUAGCAUCCUGCACUGCAGCUCCUUUUGCUGGAGCAGAGGGAGACCUUCAAGGUCCUGAGGCGAGCCCAGCCUGGCCUGCUGACCCUCCUCGCCGGGGGGUUUGAGGCUGCCCUGGGCCUGUGCCGCGCUGCUCGUGCAGCACCCGGGGACGUGGCGCUGGCGGGACGGGCAGGAAAGGGUGCUGGGGCGGCGCGGGGGGGCAGGCAGAGCAGACAGACCUGCCUUUGUUCGCCUGCAGAUUGAAGCUGGAUCUUUAAUCUCGGCUGAGACAGAGAACAGAGAGAUCCUGUCCUGGCUGCCCUCCCCCUGCAACCUGCCGGACGAGGGGCCCCGGCCGCCUGGGCUGGCGGCCCCCUCCCUGCCGCCGGCAUGCCUUGUCCCGAGCUGCCGUCUCCGGGAGGGGAAACCCAGGCGCGUCCCCGCGACAGCACCAUCUUUGGUAAAAGCCGAGGGCUCUGCCGCCCGGUAUCGAGGUGUGCCGUGCUGUGUCACGGCUCCGAGCGCUCCCGGCCGCCUGUCCCUGGUGUGCACGUGGGUGGCACGGGACGCCGCGUCUCCGCGUCCGCUGGCUGGUUUGCCCAAGCCCUGCUGCAGAGGCGGCUCUGCUGGGUAAACCAACCCUCAACGCCGCGAGCGUGUGUCCGUAGGAACAGGCGGUGGGGACAGCACAGGGGAGCGAUGGGGACAGCAAAUUUUUCCCGCGUGGCUCAGCCUCACGUUGCCCCAGGGCACACGGUGGCUUGGGGACCCCCGGCACGCUCCCAUCCCCCCUCUACCCUGAGUUUUUACUUUGACCUACUUUUGGGGCUUUUAUUUGUGUAGCUGUACGUAUUUAUUACUCCUCUCGGCAGCUCCCCGGGGCGGGGUAUCAUUAACCCGGGAGUGGGAAGACAGUGGCUUGGCUGGGAGAACUGGUUGGGGAGGCAGGAGCAGAGCCGGGCAGGGGCUGCACAGAGGCGUUUUCGUUGGUGGCCCUGGCACACAGGGACCGAUUCCUGGGAUCUGGCCUUGCGGCAUGGGGCACCCCUGUGACCCCCUUGGCCCCUUUUGGCCAGUGGCAGAGUUGCCCAUGGGCACCCCGGGCUGGAGGCACCUCCCCGAGCAGCCAGCGGGGGUGCGGGGUGCCCAGGCCAGCCCUUUCCUGGCCAGCGGGCAUUAAAUCCAGGCAGGACAGGGUGACUCGCAUCGCCAUCUGUGCCCGCCAGCUGUGGUAACAUCUGCCCGCCGCGGCACAGACAUCCCACAUUAAAUGGUAGCUGCUCAGA